Messenger RNA from Cadophora gregata, 705 nucleotides. RefSeq lists its product as uncharacterized. Bases 34 to 705 code for a protein of 223 amino acids. Gene Ontology annotation, biological process: glutathione metabolic process. Gene Ontology annotation, cellular component: peroxisome; mitochondrion. The transcript has 4 exons. Lineage: Eukaryota; Fungi; Ascomycota; Leotiomycetes; Helotiales; Ploettnerulaceae. Gene Ontology annotation, molecular function: glutathione transferase activity; glutathione peroxidase activity. The record is from RefSeq and is a predicted model, not a curated record.
AUCCAGCUUCAGAUUUGACAAUAAACUUCAACUAUGGCGCAACCAAAGAUAACACUCUAUGUGGACACCGUCAGCCCGUUUGGCUAUAUCGCAUACUACAUUCUCCGGAAUGAUCCUGUUUUCUCGAAAUGCGAUAUCACAUAUAUCCCUAUAUUCCUUGGAGGAGUGAUGAAGGCAUGUAAUAACACACCACCAAUCAAUAUCAAAAACAAAGACAAAUGGAUCGGCAAAGAGCGCACCCGCUGGGCAACACUCUUCAACGUCCCCAUGAGCCCAGAACUCCCGGAAGGUUUUCCUCCCCUGACACUACCCAUCAUGCGUGCUCUCUGCGCGCUCACCAUCCUGCAUCCGGGUAAAGAUGGCCAGGAAAUUCUUUGCAAAGCGCUUGAUGCGUUGUUCAAGGCAUUCUGGGUUGAGCACAAGAAGACGAAUGAGAAAGAGGUGCUAGCGAACGUCUUGAAUGGCGUACUGGGGAAGGAGGAGGCGGAAAAGGUCCUCACCAUGGCAGGCAAAGAAGGAAAAGAACUACUGGCCAAAAACACAGAUAAAGCCUUUGCCGAUGGAGCAUUCGGCUUGCCGUGGUUUGUGGCUACCAACUCGAAGGGAGAAACGGAAGGCUUUUGGGGAAUUGAUCACAUUGCGCAAGUCACGGAGCAUUUGGGGAUUGAUAAACCAAAGACUGGUGGCUGGAAGGCUGUUUUGUGA